Messenger RNA from Anolis sagrei ordinatus, 2778 nucleotides. It is a transcript of the gene TMEM52, whose product is annotated as transmembrane protein 52. The record is from RefSeq and is a predicted model, not a curated record. NCBI's taxonomy places the organism in Eukaryota, Metazoa, Chordata, Lepidosauria, Squamata, Anolidae.
GUGGCCUGUUUCCCCAAAAAGGGGCGUGGCCGAGCAGGGGGGAAAAAGGUGAGGUCCUGGAGAAGAAAGGGGGAAAGGUGCUCUCUGGGCUUGCUGCUGGCUCUUGCCCUCUCCCCCUUUCCCUUGGCUUUGCUGGCGUCAGGGCUUUGGGGUCCCCCCUCCCCUCUCCUUUUGGAAGGAAGGGAGACAAAGGCAAGCCUGUGCUCCUGGGACAAAGGGAUCGAGUGGAUCUGUUCCUCCAUGGCUGCGGCCUCGAGAGCGAGCCACGUCUCCCGGAAACGGGCCCCCUGGAUCCUCCUCUUCUUGCAGGUGCCUUCCUUUGCUGAGGCUUCCUGCACAAGCCGGCAGGAGUGUGCUUUGGGAACCAGCUGGACCAGUUUGUGGUAUGUCUGGCUCAUCCUGCUGGCUGUGUUCCUGUUGCUGAUGUGUGGCAUUGGCGCCAGCUGCGUCAAGUUCUGUUGCCGUAAGAAGAGGCCUCCGAUGCAGCCGUUUCCCCCGCACGCCCACGACCCCACCAUCGUCCCCAUGGACCAUGACAGUACGGCCCACAGCACCGUCACUUCGUACAGCUCGGUGCAGUAUCCCGGGAGCUUCCCGCUUCCUUUUCCCUUCCGAGAGGCGGACAGGGGCAUGUCCAGCCCUCCGGCCUACAGCCUCUACGCCAUCGAAAUGCCGCCGUCCUACGACGAGGCCGUCCGGAUGGCCAAGCCUUCCGUCGAGACCCUGUUUGUAGGCCAGAAGACGGGUGGCGAGGCCACCGAACCCGCCACACCCGAGGAAGCGCACGAACCAAGUAGCCCCGAGGCCACGGCAGGAAGCUCCGACGUUGUGGACGCUUCCACGCAAGGCCAGUCGCAGCCCUAGUCCGGGACGGCUGACAAUGUGACUUCUCUAGACUCAAAACGAGAGCGAGGUCUCUCCUGCCUGGCCCGUCGCAUGGAAAGAAUGCCUCCUCAGAUUGGAGAGAACUUUCCGUUGACAUUUGAGAUGGUCCAAAUGGAAGGCUGGGUUAAAAAUAAGACUCUCCGUGGACGGGAAAUUCUUGAUGUCGGUUGUUUAUUGCGCUGGAUUGACACAGCAACAGAGAGACCUACGCUCUCGAGACCUACAAGGCUCACUUGAAGCACCAUAACUCCCAGUAUGAGCCUGUCGUUGUCUUGAGAUGUGCUGGGAACAUGGUAGAGGGCCUUCAAGGCUCACUUGAAGCAUUAUAAUUUCCAAUAUGGGCCUGUCAUUGACAUACUGGGAACAUGAAAGAGGGCCUUCAAGGUUGACUUGAAGCACCAUAACUCCCUGUAUGAGCCUGUCGUUGACAUACUGGGAACGUGGAAGAGGGCCUUCAAGGCUCACUUGAAGCACCAUAACUCCCAGUAUGAGCUUGUCGUUGUCUUGAGACAUGCUGGGAACAUGGUAGAGGGCCUCCAAGGUCUCACUUGAAGCACCAUAACCCCCAGUAUGAGCCUGUCGUUGACAUACUGGGAACGUGGAAGAGGGCCUUCAAGGCUGACUUGAAGCACCAUAACUCCCUGUAUGAGCCUGUCGUUGACAUACUGGGAACGUGGAAGAGGGCCUUCAAGGCUCACUUGAAGCACCAUAACUCCCAGUAUGAGCCUCUUGUUGUCUUGAGACAUGCUGGGAACAUGGAAGACGGUCUUCAAGGCUCACUUGAAGCACCAUAACUCCCAGUAUGAGUCUGUCGUUGUCUUGAGACAUACUGGGAGCGUGGUAGAGGGCCUUCAAGGCUCGCUUGAAGGACCAUAACUCACAGUAUGAGCCUCUUGUUGUCUUGAGUCAUACUGAGAACAUGGAAGAGAGCUUUCAAGGCUCACUUGAAGCACCAUAACUCCCAGUAUGAGCCUGUUGUUGUCUUGAGACAUACUGGGAACGUGGUAGAGGGCCUUCAAGGCUCGCUUGAAGGACCAUAACUCACAGUAUGAGCCUCUUGUUGUCUUGAGUCAUACUGAGAACAUGGAAGAGAGCUUUCAAGGCUCACUUGAAGCACCAUAACUCCCAGUAUGACCUGUUGUUGUCUUGAGACAUACUGGGAACGUGGAAGAGGGCCUUCAAGGCCCGCUUGAAGCACCAUAACUCCCAGUAUGAGCCUCUCGUUGUCUUGAGACAUGCUGGGAACGUGGAAGAGGGCCUUCAAGGCUCACUUGGAGCACCAUAACUCCCAGUAUGAGCCUGUCGUCUUGAGACAUACUGGGAACAUGGUAGAGGGCCUUCAAGGCUCGCUUGAAGUACCAUAACUCACAGUAUGAGCCUCUCGUUGUCUUGAGACAUACUGGGAAUGUAGAAGAGGGCCUUCAAGGUUCACUUGAAGCACCAUUACUCCCAGUAUAAGCCUGUUAUCGUCUUGAGACAUACUGGGAACGUGGCAGAGGGCCUUCUUGGUGCUGCUUUUGUCUCAAAGAGGCAGAAGAAGACCGAGAGCACACAACCGUGUCUCCUCCAAAGACGUGUCCAGCAAAGUGCUGAAGGAUCGGAUUCGUUGCUAUGUAACGGCCAAAGUCCUUUGACUCCAAAGGUCAUAUUAAUGCGCUUUGUUGUGUCGAUGUGUUGACAUUCCCCUGCUCAUUGAAAGACUGCGUUUUGUUUGCAAACCACUUCUGUCCAAGUUGGGAGAUGUUUCCCCUUUUCCGUGGCGAGAAAUGGCUGCACCUUGUUUGAAAUGUAAAUACAUGCAUGUGUCAGAAUGCAGCAAACAUGUUGUUUCUGGAUUUCAGGUGCUCACAAACACUACAAAGAAAGGCCUGUUGUGGUUUUUGAACUACGGUA